Messenger RNA from Oncorhynchus gorbuscha (pink salmon), 1206 nucleotides. Its product is annotated as ankyrin-3-like. The annotation marks the transcript as partial. The transcript is spliced from 15 exons. Gene Ontology annotation, molecular function: protein binding. Gene Ontology annotation, cellular component: T-tubule. NCBI's taxonomy places the organism in Eukaryota, Metazoa, Chordata, Actinopteri, Salmoniformes, Salmonidae. Gene Ontology annotation, biological process: regulation of cardiac muscle contraction; protein localization to T-tubule. The record is from RefSeq and is a predicted model, not a curated record.
AUUGACAGUAAUGCCAGUUACUUGAGAGCAGCCCGGGCAGGGAACCUAGAGAAGGCUUUGGAUUACCUGAAGACUGGGGUCGAAAUCAACAUCUGUAACCAGACUGGGGUCGAAAUCAACAUCUGUAACCAGAAUGGCCUCAACGCCCUCCAUCUGGCCUCUAAAGAGGGCCAUGCCGAGGUGGUCACACAACUCAUCAAGCUGGGAGCCAAUGUGGACGCUGCAACUAAGAAAGGGAACACAGCUCUCCACAUAGCGUCUCUGGCUGGUCAGGUGGAUGUAGUGAAGGAGCUGGUGACCAGCGGAGCUAACAUCAACGCACAAUCUCAGAAUGGCUUCACUCCUCUGUACAUGGCUGCUCAGGAGAAUCAUCAGAAGGUGGUCAGAUACCUGCUGGACCAUGGCUCCACACAGGGCAUCUCUACAGAGGAUGGCUUCACGCCCCUUGCGGUGGCGUUGCAGCAGGGACAUGAACAGGUGGUCUCUCUGCUCCUGGAGAAUGACACUAAAGGAAAGGUCCGGCUCCCGGCGCUCCACAUCGCCGCGCGGAAGGACGACACCAAGGCUGCUGCCCUGCUGCUCCAGAUCGACCACAACGCAGAUGUCGAGUCCAAGAUGAUGGUGAAUAGGACCACAGAGAGUGGCUUUACUCCGCUGCACAUUGCUGCUCACUACGGCAACAUCAACGUGGCAACGCUCCUCCUCAACCGCGGCGCUGCCGUGGACUUCAAGGCCAGGAAUGACAUCACACCGCUGCAUGUGGCUUCUAAGAGAGGGGAAUGGCAACAUGGACGAACGUGUCUGUCUCCCCUCCACAUGGCCACCCAGGGGGACCAUCUGAACUGUGUUCAGCUCCUGCUACACCACGAGGUUCCUGUUGAUGAUGUCACCAACGACUAUCUGACGGCCCUGCAUGUCGCCGCCCACUGCGGACACUACAAGGUCGCCAAGGUCAUUGUGGACAAGAAGGCCAAUCCCAACGCCAAAGCACUGGUGGACAUGGACACUAAGUGGAUCUCUAUUCUGGUGUUUUUGUCUUUGAUAGGUGACAUGGUGGACAGGACAUCUAAGGUGGAUCUCUGUUCUGGGGUGUUUGUCUUUGAUAGGUCGGGUCUCACUCCGAUCCAUGUGGCGGCUUUCAUGGGACACGAUAACAUCGUCACUCAGCUGACGAAUCAUGGAGCUUCUCCAAACACAACUAAUGUG